GGAAUUGUGUCAACGGCCAUUUCAAUUCUGAAUUCCAAGGAAGCAGCCUUUCCAUUUUCUUCAGGUUGGCAAGAAAAAUGCUACAAGAAACCAAGAAUCUUCUAAUAAUAUAGUAUGAAAAAACUAGCAGAAAAUUUAACCGUAAAAUACACUGGUUCUUUUGUCAUUUUUAGAUCAACCUACAUUUUUCAGCCUUGGUAAUUUAAAUGCUACCAUUGUUUGAGAAAUUUUUGGAUUGGUUGCCCUUAUUUCAUAAGUUUCUUGGCCUGUUUCCUUAAUACCACAUUGUUAUAAUUUGAUCAUAUCCAGUUUUUUCUUACCAGAAAGGCGGUUUCUUGUUCAGAUAAAAAAAUGGGCUGGUGCUGAGUUUCUAUUGGAUUCAUUGCAAUCUAAUAGAAAUCAGCAUUUCGCUUUUUCAAGGUGCAAAUCCAACUCAUGAAUAACUAACAAUUUUCCCUAUUUUUGAUGUUAGGAUGGAUCAAUUCAGGCAGAUUGGUGAGGUAGUAGGGAGCCUAAAGGCUCUAAUGGUAUUGAAACAUGACAUUCAAAUAAAUCAGAAACAAUGUUGUCUUCUAUUUGACAUGUAUGUACAAGCUUUCGAUACAAUAUCCGAGGGGAUUAAGCAUAAUUUAAGGUUAAAUGAGAGGAAUACAAAGUGGAAAGCACUUGAGCAUCCAAUGAGAGAACUUCAUAGGAUCUUUAAGGAAGGCGAAAUGAACAUAAAAAGUUGUUUGGAUGUGAAAGAUUGGUGGGGGAAAGCCAUAAGUUUACAUCUCAACAAGGAUUGUAUUGAGUUUCAUAUUCAUAACUUGCUCUGUUGUUUCCCUGUUGUGAUUGAGGCUAUUGAGACAGCUGCAGAAAUCUCAGGAUUCGACGAGGAAGAUAUGCAGAAGAGGAGAACUGCACUCGCCAAGAAGUACGAGGGUGAAAUGUGUGAUCCGAGGUUUUUUCAGUGGAUGUUUGGGAAACAAUACUUAGUCACUAGAGAGAUAUGCAGUGAAUUGGAUAGUUCUUGGAAAGAAGAUAAAUGGUAUCUUCUUGAAAUGAUAAGGCAAAAGAAAACAGAAAAUUUGGCGAUGAACGAGCAAAGGCUGGCAGAUUUGAUGCUCAAGAAACUAAAUGGAUCAGAAAAACUCAACAAAAUAAUGCUCUUGCCUAGUUCAAUCUUGAUUGGAGCAAGCGACUAUCAUGUGAAAAGGCGUCUAGGAUCGUGGGGAGGACAUGUUAAGGAGAUUAAUUGGUUAGGAGAAACUUUUGCUUUGAGGAAUUUUUUUGGAGAGCUAAUUGAACCACUAGUCGAUGAAAUUUCUCUGGUGUUAUCGCUUUCUCACCCCAACAUUCUGCAAUAUCACUGUGGUUUUUAUGAUGAAGAAAGGAAAGAAGGGUACCUUGUUAUGGAGCUGAUGAACAAAAGUUUAGCCACUUAUAUAAAAGAGCAUUCCGGCCAAAGGAAGAGAGGACCAUUUCCUAUCCCGGUUGCAGUUGAUAUUAUGCUUCAGAUUGCGAGAGGAAUGGAGUAUUUGCACUCGAGAAAGAUCUAUCACGGAGAGCUGAAUCCAUCUAACGUGCUCCUCAAACCAAGAAAUUCCUCCGCGGAGAGUUAUUUUCAUGCAAAAGUCAAAGGCUUCGGGUUAACCUCUAUUAAGAGUAAUUACAAAGCGGCCAAUUCCAAUGCUGCUGAUUCUUUCAUAUGGCAUGCACCAGAAGUUUUGGCUGAACAAGAAAAGUCGGAAAGCAAAUGCACUUACAAGUACACAGAGAAAGCUGAUGUUUAUAGCUAUGGGAUGGUAUGCUUUCAGCUUUUAACGGGGAAAGCUCCAUUCGAUGAACAUCUGCAAGGGGAGAAAAUGGCGCGAAAUAUUAGAACAGGAGAGAGACCUCUCUUUCCAUAUCCCUCACCUAAAUAUCUCGCAAAUUUGACCAGAAAAUGCUGGCAAACGAAUCCAAAUCUUCGUCCUAGUUUCUCUUCUCUAUGCAGAAUCUUGCAUUAUAUCAAGAAAGUCCUUGUCAUAAAUCCAGAACAUGGCCAACCUGAAUGUCCUCCUCCACUCGUAGACUAUUGUGAAAUCGAGGCUAGCUACUCAAAGAAAUUCCCGGGAGAGGAUAGCACUAGUUUGGCCCCGGUGUCACAAAUUCCUUUCCAGAUGUUCGCUUAUAGACUUGUUGAAAAAGAGAAAAUUUCUGGAAACUCCAAAGAGAAGCACUGGGAUUCAUCACAUUAUGGUUUUUCGGGCCGCAGGACAGCAUCAAUGCAGAGUGAUGAUGAGCAUAUGGCUACAAUAGAUGAUCUCUUUUUCGCUCCAAGUGAUCGAAGGUCAGUUUGCUCUGAGAUAAUAGAGAGGAAAGAUUCAAGAUUCUUGGAUCAGAGGUCAGUCAUCUCUGAGACACCACUUAGAAAAGUUUUCUCGUUCGAUCAAAUGUCAAUUUGCUCUGAGAGUCCAGGAGAGAAAUUUUUAAUGGCAGUAGCUAAUGAAAAGACGAUUUUUGCUGAUAUUCCCGAAAGGAAAGCAAUACUAACACCAUCAGGCGAUCAGUGCUCACCGCGGACUGAUACAUCCGAGAGAACUAUUUUAUCAAUGAGAAAGAACCAAAAGCUGAAGUUUUUAGAAAACCAGGAGAAUGCUAUGUCUCCUAAGACAGGUGACAGAAAACUUUCAUCGAGUGUAGCAGCCGAGCAGAAAUUAGCGUCUCCUGGGAUUUCAGAGAAGAAAAAUUCAUCAGGCGAUCAGAUAAGUACUAGUUCUGAGAUUCAAGAAAAGGAACACACUUCAGUUGAUCAGAAAUUAAUGAUUUCUGCAAUUCCAGAGGAGAAAAAUUCAUCUGAUGAUCAGGAACUAAAAUGUAACGAAAUUCCAGAAAAGAAGCAGUCAUCAACAGCUAAUGUCAAGCCCGUUCGUGGUGAUUCUACACAAAGGAAAACUCUGUCGAGAAGAACGAAACCCAAGAAUCCAGAGAAGAAAGUGUUAUCAAGUCCAGAAGCCAAUCAAAGCUCAAUGUCAUCUGAGAAUUCUGAGACAACUGCAUCCAAACCAAGAAAUUCAAAGGUAUCAGUAAAGAAAGCUACACUGCACAAAAAACUACAGGACAGAGAGAGUAGCACUGCACCAGAGAAACUGAUGGACUCGUCGCCAAGAUCUUCACCAGCUAGAGUCAAGAAAAUACAAUCAUCAACAAUGUCUUCUCCAACACAAACACCAAAAACUUCUUCAUUUCCAAGAUCACCAGCAAUCACCUCAAAUGGAAAUGGAUAUGGAUAUCAGUCCCCAAGUGCAUCACCACUAAAUCCAUGUUCGCGCUGCGCCAGAGUAAACCGAGAGUGCCAUUUUCCCUCUGCUAUGAGCCCACAUAGACCAAAGAAACCUCAUAGCAACAGCCAAUGAGUUCACAACAGUUGACAAUGUUUCAUAUGGUUUUCAAUUUAAAUUUGACUAGACAACUUUGCAGCUCAAAAUUUUGAUGCAAAGGAUGGA
Messenger RNA from Nicotiana tabacum (common tobacco), 3470 nucleotides. RefSeq lists its product as uncharacterized. NCBI's taxonomy places the organism in Eukaryota, Viridiplantae, Streptophyta, Magnoliopsida, Solanales, Solanaceae. Gene Ontology annotation, molecular function: protein serine/threonine kinase activity; ATP binding. The record is from RefSeq and is a predicted model, not a curated record. Gene Ontology annotation, biological process: protein phosphorylation.